Molecule: messenger RNA, 1785 nt
Organism: Monoraphidium neglectum
Lineage: Eukaryota; Viridiplantae; Chlorophyta; Chlorophyceae; Sphaeropleales; Selenastraceae
Product: Receptor protein
Exons: 8
Coding region: 1-1785 (594 amino acids)
Source: RefSeq, a predicted model, not a curated record
AUGACAAACAACUCCAUCACUGGCGCGCUGCCCGACCAGUGGGCCAACCUCACCUCCCUGCAGGCGCUGGCGGUGGGGGCCAACCAGCUGAGCGGCAAGAUUCCGCUGACCUGGCGCUUCAUCCCGCUCCACUCCCUCCAAGUUGCCGGCAAUGGUGGCGUGUGCGGCGAGGUGCCGGCCGGCGUGGGCGGCGCCGUCGCGGGCGGCGACACUGGGCUGCACAGCUCCUGCCCUUGGGACGCGGACGCCGAGGCGCUGCUGUCCUUCAAGGCCAACCUGUCAGACCCAGAGGGCGCCCUCGCCGCCUGGCAGCCAGACACCAACCCCUGCAGUGCCACGGCGCCCUGGGGCGGCAUCGCCUGCGAUGCGGACGACCGCGUGGUGGCGCUGCGGCUGGACGGGCGGGCGCUGGGGGGCACAUUGGGCGGCGGCCUGGAGGGCGUGGAGCGGCUGGCAGAGAUCCGCCUUGCGGGCAACAAUCUGACAGGCACCCUCCCCACCGAGUGGUCGCGCCAGCCGCGGCUGGCCGUCGUGGACGUCUCCCAUAACCGUCUCGCCGGCACCCUGCCCGACGCCUGGGGCGGCGGCGCUCUGCCGGCGCUGGACACGGUGGACGCGUCCGGCAACGGCGGGAUUGGCGGCACCCUGCCCGAGUCCUGGGGGGCGCUCCCUUUGCUGCGUGUCCUGAGCCUGCAGGGCAACGCCCUGGAGGGCAGCCUGCCCACCUCCUGGGCGGCCGCCCCCAGCCUGCGCGUGCUGCAGCUGGACAACAACCGCCUCAACGGCAGCCUGGCCGACGCGGCGCUGCCGAGGGGCGUGCGGCAGGUGACCCUCAGCGGCAAUGCACUGGAGGGCGGCGUGUCCCCAGCGCUCGCGGAGCGAUUCCCGGACCUCAGUGUCCUGGACCUGGAAGGGAACCAGCAGAUGUGCGGGCAGCUGCCCGCGCUGCCCUCCAGCACGACCGUGCGCACGCGCAUGACCGGCCUCGGCCGCACCUGCUCCAGCCAGGCAGCCGCGCGCCAGACGGUCGCCAUCGCCGUCGGUGCAACCGCCGGCGCGGUCUGCCUGGCGUUCAUCGCCGCAGUCGCCGCCGCCGCCGCGACGCGCCGCCACAUGCUCGCCCAGCACGCCGCUCCCGCUCCCGCGCAGCCACCCGACUCGGCGGCGGCCGCGGCUGCGGCAGACGUUGCUGCAGCUGCAGACGCGGCGGCAAUGGCGGAGAAUGACUCACAGCUCCACCCGCGGGCGCUGUGCGCGCUGUCCGCAAGCGUGUGCGACGGCGAGGGCGGGGCCUCCUUCGCCUCCCUGCGCGAGCGGCGCGCCGCGUCCGAGGCGCGCGCCGGCGGCGGCCGGCCACACAGCCCCGAAAUUGGCCCGGCGUCCCACCCACCCUCGCCGGCGCCCUUCCAGCCGGCCUGCGGCAGCACGCCCGCGCAGCCGCCCCCCCCGCGCUCGCCGUCGGCCAGCGGCCUGCUGGCCGCCGCGGCGGGGCCCCCGCAGCCGGGCGCCGCCCAGCUGAGCGCGGCGGCGGCCAAGCACCUAGCGAUGCGCAUGCACACCCUCAGGGCUGAGGCCGGGUCCCCCGUGCUGGACGGCGCCGGGGGCGGCGGCGGCGUUGGGGGGCCGGCGUCCCCAAAGGCACUGAUGGCGUCGCUGAUGGCAGCCACGGUGGCGCCGGCGUCACCACGCGCGACGGCGGCGCUCACUCCGCGGGCCGCGGCGGCGUGGGUGGCGUCGGCUGAGGCCGCGGCCGGCGGGCCUGUGCAGCAGGGCCAGGGCCAAUAA